Molecule: messenger RNA, 1418 nt
Organism: Paramecium sonneborni
Lineage: Eukaryota; Ciliophora; Oligohymenophorea; Peniculida; Parameciidae
Source: the annotation of a GenBank genome assembly
AUGUUCUAGGAAUUGAAUUUAUCUGACUCUGAUUCGUUUCGUCAAAGAAAAAGAGGAAGAAGCUUGAAUGAACGAUAAGGUAAGAUUUUUUAGUAAUCAUAGUAUCAAGUUAAGAGAAGUUUGAGUUUUAAUAAUAAUAUUAGUUGUUUUAACAUUUUUAUGAAAGUUGCCAGAACAUUCCAAUAGACUUUUUGUAUCUAAAAGAAUAUUUUAAUGUUGGUUUAAAUGAUUGUCCAAACGAUGUAGAGGUUUUAAAAAUUCAAAAGAAAUUACACAAUCGACGUUUCUCUUAGAAUCAAAAAAAAAGUUGGACAUUUGAUGAAAAAAAAGUUUUAGUUUGGGUUAUUGGUAAGUAUUGUUCAUUGAAAUAAAAAAAUUGUAGAUUUUUGAAUAGUGAUGAUUUUAACGAGAUUGCUUAAUAUUUAUUUAGGAGAAAUGUUGAAAAUAUCAAGUAAAAAUGGACAUCCAUGCACAAAACAUCUUUAAUUACAUAACCAUUUACAUAGGAAGAAGAUCAGUAUUUAUAAAUGUUAUAUGAAAAAUACAAAAAUGAUGAAAAUAGAUGGAAACAUAUUGCAUAAGAAAUGAAUAAAAUAAAUUAAAUAUAUAGAACAAGUAAGUAACUAAGGGAAAGAUGGAUAAACUACUUAGAUCCAUCAUUGGUUAAAAUUAAAGAUCCUUGGACAGAUAGAGAAGAUUUAGAGUUAGUAUAUUAAAUUUAGUAAAAAGGUAAAAAGUGGACAGAAAUAGCAAAGCAAUUAAAACGAAAUGAAAACUAAGUGAAAAAUAGGUUUAAUGGUUUAUUAAAAAGGGAUGAAGUAGAUGAUGAUUUAAAUAAAUUAAUUGAUAAAAUAUUAUGGAGAAUAAGUAAAUAACCAAUAGAUGAAUAUUAAAAUCACAAUGAAAAAUAGCCUGUUCAUCAUAAUAAUCAUAAUUAAAGUUUGUUAUUUGCUAUAGGAAAUAUUGAAUUAAUAACAAGAGAAGAGACUUAUGAAUUAACACCUUGUAUGGUUAAUCUUAAGACCAAUUAAAUAUAUUUUACACCUAAUUAUUUAUUAUAGGAAAUCUUAUAAUAUUAGUAAUUAGAUGUAAGAGAUGAUUUUGAUAAAAUAAAAAGAGAAAUGGAGAAAUUUGAACCAACUUAAUUUAGAGUAGCCUCUCUAUCUAUUAUUAGCGAAGAGUAUCAAUAACCAAUAAUAUAAAAUAAUCAUCAACAUUUCAUACACUCAUUUUCUGAUAUGCCUAAUUUUGAAUCAUCAAAUUAACCUGCAUCUAUAGAGAUUAAAACAUAUAUUAAUCCAUUUUAUUCUUUAAAGAAUUUGUAAUCUAAAUAUUUUAGGCAUCGGACUGAUUUGACUUUGCCUAAGGCUAUGCAUUCUAUUCCUUGGAAAUCUUUACCUUAAUUAUUAAUUUGUUGA